AUGUUGAGUUUACGUAACGUUCUUGGUAGACCAUCAUCAUCUACUGUUAGAAUGUUUUCCCAAUCGGCCGUGGCUUCUCAAACCAUUGGAUCCAACAUUAAGGGGACCGAUUUCAAUGCUGCCAAAUACAUGGGUCAAAAAUACCAUGUUAUAGAUCACGAAUAUGAUUGUGUGGUUGUCGGCGCUGGAGGUGCUGGGUUGAGAGCUGCCUUUGGAUUGGCCGAGGCUGGUUUCAAGACCGCCUGUAUCUCCAAGUUAUUCCCAACCAGAUCCCAUACGGUGGCUGCCCAAGGAGGUAUCAACGCGGCCUUGGGAAAUAUGCACAAGGAUGACUGGCACUGGCAUAUGUAUGACACUGUCAAGGGUUCCGAUUGGUUGGGAGACCAGGAUGCCAUCCAUUACAUGACCAAAGAAGCUCCUCAAUCGAUCUAUGAAUUGGAAAACUAUGGGGUUCCAUUCUCCAGAAAUGAAGAGGGAAGAAUCUACCAAAGAGCUUUCGGAGGUCAAGCCAAAGAAUACGGAAAGGGUGGUCAGGCCUACAGAACUUGUGCGGUGGCUGACAGAACUGGCCAUGCCUUGUUACACUCGUUAUACGGUCAAUCCUUAAGACACGAUACCCAUUUUUUUAUUGAGUUUUUCGCUACCGACUUGUUGAUGCAAGACGGUGAAUGUGUGGGUGUUAUGGCUUACAACCAGGAAGAUGGAACUUUACACCGGUUCCGUGCCCACAAGACUGUCAUGGCCACCGGGGGUUACGGAAGAGCCUACUUCUCCUGUACCUCUGCCCACACCUGUACUGGUGAUGGAUAUGCCAUGGUUUCAAGAGCCGGGUUGCCCUUGGAGGACUUGGAGUUUGUGCAAUUCCAUCCUUCCGGUAUCUACGGAUCUGGUUGUUUGAUCACAGAAGGUGCCAGAGGUGAAGGUGGAUUCUUGGUCAACUCUGAGGGUGAAAGAUUCAUGGAACGUUAUGCUCCUUCCGCCAAGGAUUUGGCUUCAAGAGACGUGGUUUCCAGAGCUAUCACCAUGGAAAUCAAUGAAGGUAGAGGUGUGGGGGCACAUAAGGAUCACAUGUAUUUACAAUUGAGUCACAUUCCUGCUUCGGUUUUGAAGGAAAGAUUACCUGGUAUCUCUGAAACUGCCCACAUUUUCGCUGGGGUCGAUGUCACCAAAGAGCCCAUUCCUAUUUUGCCAACCGUCCACUACAACAUGGGAGGUAUUCCAACCAAAUGGACUGGGGAAGCAUUGAGAAAGAAUGAAAAGGGUGAGGAUGAGGUUGUUCCUGGAUUGUUUGCCUGUGGAGAAGUUGCCUGUGCUUCUGUUCACGGUGCCAACAGAUUGGGAGCCAACUCCUUAUUGGACUUGGUGGUGUUUGGAAGAGCCGUCGCUCACACCAUCACCGAUCAAUUGACUCCUGGUACUCCUUUGAAGCCAGCACCAAAAGACAUUGGUAUGUUCUCGAUCGAGAACUUGGACAAGAUGAGAAACGCCAACGGUACUAAGAGCACCGCUGAAAUCAGAUUGGAUAUGCAAAAAACCAUGCAAAAGGGAUGUGCUGUGUUCAGAAUGCAAGACACUUUGGACACUUGUGUGGAACACAUAAAAGAAGUCGACAAGUCGUUUGCCCAAGUUAAGACCUCUGACAGAUCGAUGAUUUGGAACUCAGAUCUUGUAGAAACCUUGGAAUUGCAAAACUUGUUGACCUGUGCCACCCAAACCGCUCAUUCGGCUGCUGCCAGAAAGGAAUCUAGAGGUGCACACGCCAGAGAUGACUAUCAAAGCAGAGACGAUGAAAACUGGAGAAAGCACACGUUAUCAUACCAAACCAACUGGGGUGACGAAGUCAAAUUGGACUACAGAGAUGUUAUCAGAACCACCUUGGACGAGAACGACUGUAAGCCGGUUCCCCCUGCUGUGCGUGUUUACUAA
This is a messenger RNA of Yamadazyma tenuis ATCC 10573, 1926 nucleotides long. RefSeq names its product Sdh12p (gene SDH12). Lineage: Eukaryota; Fungi; Ascomycota; Pichiomycetes; Serinales; Debaryomycetaceae. Gene Ontology annotation, molecular function: flavin adenine dinucleotide binding; electron transfer activity; succinate dehydrogenase (quinone) activity. Gene Ontology annotation, biological process: tricarboxylic acid cycle; mitochondrial electron transport, succinate to ubiquinone. The record is from RefSeq and is a predicted model, not a curated record.